Molecule: messenger RNA, 1086 nt
Organism: Aspergillus japonicus CBS 114.51
Lineage: Eukaryota; Fungi; Ascomycota; Eurotiomycetes; Eurotiales; Aspergillaceae
Exons: 6
Coding region: 1-855 (284 amino acids)
Source: RefSeq, a predicted model, not a curated record
AUGGUGCACACCGUGAGGGGCGUGAUCGGGGCGUGCGCUGCUCUCGCUCUGGUGGUCUGCUGCCUGAGGCUCUAUGUUCGCAAAUGCGGUAUACGUGCAUUUGGACUGGAUGACUUUUUGGUUCUUCUGGCCCUGGUAAUGGUCCUAGCUUUCGCAGCGCUCUCACUUAUCUUGACCCGAUAUGCAAUCGGAUACCAUCAAGAUACUGUUCCCGCCGCAAAUAUGAUUAUCAUGGCAAAGUACGUGUACGUCCUCUUCUGCCUGGAUCUCUGGGUCGCACUGGCAGUCAAAUGCAGCCUGACCGUCUUUAUCAUGCGCGUCUUCCCUACGCAGCCGAUCCGCCGCAUUGGACUGAUCAUAAUGGCACUCAUGGCCAUGGUGACCGUGUCCGGCGAGCUGCCUUUGAUCCUACAGUGCUGGCCCGUCCGCGCAACCUGGGACAAAACGCUCCCGGAGUACAAAUGCUUCUCCGAUGCCGGGCUCGAGAACCUCCAGCUCUACCAAGCCAUCCUGAUGCUCCUGUUUGAUCUGAUGAUCAUCGGACUCCCGAUGCCAACGAUCUGGAGGCUGCAGAUGCCCAUCCAGCGCCGUCUGUUCAUCAUUGGGAUCUCCUGCCGCGGACUCGUCGCAUGCGCGGCCGGCCUCGCACGGAUCCCACUUCUGGGAUUCCAGGAGAACUCCACGGACUAUACUUACGUCGGCGCCGUCCCCCUCGUCCUGAUGAACCUAGAGUACGCACUAGGCCUGAUCAGCGGAUCUCUGCCUUCGCUGCGCGUUCUCGUCCGGUUCAUUCCCGGCCUCAGCAGUAGCACAGUAGCAAGAGGAGCACGUAUCCAACCCAGGAGUGGGAAUUGAGUGGGCCGGCGGAAUGUCGCUUCGGUGGCCGUCCGCGCUGGAUGCAUCGGCUACGGGGCGAGGAUGCGAAGAGUAUCCUCAGAGCGAGAGUCGGCAGCAGAUUCUGGAGGUACAGGGGAGUCCCCGCCCACUGGAGUCUGUGGGUUGCGGGUGAUGGCGUUGCAGGCGCAGUUCGACUCCUAGAAAAAGGUCUCCAAUGCAAUGAGUCCGAGAUGCGGUGUAGAGCUGGAC